Molecule: messenger RNA, 1084 nt
Organism: Chaetomium fimeti
Lineage: Eukaryota; Fungi; Ascomycota; Sordariomycetes; Sordariales; Chaetomiaceae
Exons: 1
Coding region: 143-1075 (310 amino acids)
Molecular function (GO): chitin binding
Source: RefSeq, a predicted model, not a curated record
UUGGCACGAGGUGGAAAUGCAGGGCUUCAAAUUUCACACAAUACCCCCCUAUCCAGAAGAUCUGCGAUUUGCCUUCUCGCCGAUCCCUCGCACCCUGUCACCUUUUGCAUAACCGCACGGACUUGAACCGGCUGUCGACACCAUGAGAUCCGUUUACAUCGGCCUAGCAGCUGCCCUGUGCUGGACCGGCGCCCUGAGCGCCAGCCCGGCCGGGGUGAAGGGGGAUGCCGAUGUGGCAAUGAUGGCCGGCCGACGCCGCCUUACGAGGUCCAGCGGCAGAUACCGCAGCGAGUUUGCGGAGCUUGGUGCGCGUCAGGGGGACCAACAGUGCGGAGCCGAAUUCGGGAGAUGCCCUGGCGAUCUCUGCUGUUCCAGCUACGGUUUCUGCGGAGACUCGGUCGACCACUGCCACCCGCUCUUUGACUGCCAGGCACAAUACGGCACGUGUGGGUGGCCGAGAGUGGUCCCGACGACGACCGCCCGCCCUACCACGAGCUCGACUCCAGUCCCUCCUACGACAACCCCAAGCUCCACUUCGGUCAGACCACCCACGACGUCCACAUCUGUCACAAUUCCGGUCCCGACGGGGGAUCUUGACGUCACCCAGGACGGCAUGUGCGGCAACAACACCAUGUGCAUCGGCAACCCCAACUUCGGACCUUGCUGCUCUCAAUUCUUCUGGUGCGGCUCUUCCCUCGAAUUCUGCGGUGCCGGUUGCCAGAGCGACUUUGGCGCAUGUCUUGGUAUCCCAGGCAUUCCCGGCGGCCCCAUCACCAACGGCACCACCACAUCCGGCGGCAGCGGACCUACCUCCAGCCCCCCCACGACACCGACCUCCACGAGAGUUAGCACCACCACCACCACCACUUCUAGGACGACGUCCUCUUCGCCUGCUGUUACACUCCCAGCCGGCCAAACGUCCAGCACCGACGGCAGAUGCGGUAACAACGUGAACUGUCUUGGGUCGAGAUUCGGGCGGUGUUGUAGCCAGUUUGGGUACUGCGGUGAUGGUGACCAGUACUGUCCGUACAUUGUUGGCUGUCAACCUCAAUUUGGGUACUGUGACCCGCAGUAGGUGUUGGGG